This is a messenger RNA of Xiphias gladius (swordfish), 1906 nucleotides long. RefSeq lists its product as uncharacterized. The transcript is spliced from 4 exons. The coding region runs from base 210 to 641 and encodes 143 amino acids. The record is from RefSeq and is a predicted model, not a curated record. NCBI's taxonomy places the organism in Eukaryota, Metazoa, Chordata, Actinopteri, Istiophoriformes, Xiphiidae.
AUAUACAUGCUGGGCUUUGCACUCACUCCGGCGCAUGGACACCGCCCCCUCAUCAGCACACCCGCAAUAGAAACUGCACUCUGCUCCUGUGAGUUUUAGCCCUCCCAGUCCCACACCUGAGGGGAGCCAUCUCCGGACUGAAGGUUCAUACGGUGGUUUCUGACAACACUUCCACUUCUGGUCCGUUGGGAGUUAUUCACACGCCUCUAAUGAUGCCCUUUUACUACAUUCCCAUUCUAGAGAUCUUCCUGGGCAUCCUGGGCUUUGGUCUCUCCAUCAUGUUCUGCACCACCUUCUGCAGGGCGUGCAGCCGCAUGAGGGAGGAGCAGAUAGAGAGGGAAGCGUGGAGACGCAGUGAGCAGGACGGGCGCCCGCCUUCUAUAUAUUUCAUCCCCUUCCAUGGAAGCAGGUCACAGCAGGACAGUGAAGACGCCAGGGUGCCUCCGCACAGCCAGGAGCUACACACACCUCCACGAUACAGCACUGCUGUCUACUGUGGGCCCCCACCUUCCUAUAAUGAGCUGGGAAUUAAACCUGACGAUCUUCCCCCUGCUUACACAGAGCAUACUGUCCCUGUGUGUCCGGUAACACCCCAACCGCACACAGACAUGGUACAAUCGCAGACUCAGCCGCAACCCUAAGCUGGGACAUCACACUGUGCCUGUGUUGAAGUUAUGGACAGUCUCGAUUACUGCACUGAAUCAUGGACAUGCGUGAGCUGGUAGCUGGAGUUUACAACGCUUUAAAGAAACUUUUUAUUGUGAGCUUCUUCUUCUUUUUUUUUUCUUUUUUGUAUUGUGGUAAUGAAUGCGAUGAUGGCACAGAUACGAUGAAAGCUGCAGGGAUGGCACCAGGUUUAAAGCUACAAUGCCAUGAAUUAACUUUGCAUUGUCCAAGCCACUAAACCACUUCAUAGAUUUUAUUCCCAUGUAUAAUGAUUGUUAGACUGGUCCUGUGUUUAUCACUUCCCUGAGUGGGGUUAUUACCUCCACCAUGGAGGUUGUGCUUUAGUCCAGUGUGUUUGCAUGUCUGUUUGUUUUGUUUGUUUUUUUUAGCAGUAUAUCUCAAAAAGCCACUUUACUGGCAUUAGCGAAAUUUCGUGUGAAUUCAGGUGCAGGUCCAAAUCCAAUGGGGCCACCAUGUGGCCAUUUACGACGCUCUUUGUUUUGGCUCAUGUCUCCUGAAUCAUUAGCAGUGGGUGCCAUUUCCCGCCUGGUGUCCUUUUUCCAACGUGUAUUAGUGCCUGCACAGAUUUGCCAUGAAACUUUUUCUCAGCACUUUUACCAGCUUAGCCUGUCUGCACAAAAUCUGGUACAUUACCUAUCUGCAUAUGAUUUACCGUUUUCCUAUAACUGGUUGCCAAAGUCUUGUAGCUGUGAACUGUUUGACAUGAACUGACAUAAAUCAUGAACACAUGAAAUUUCAACCAAAUUUAGGCUGCACAUAUUAAAUCUGUGCAAUCAUACAAAUUUGAUAGGCGGCACAACAACAUAACAAACUGAAAUUCCCACAACUCAGUGUUCAUGAGCAUGAUUCAGUUUAUUUCUUGGCACAUAGCAUCCUUGUACCGACACCCAAAUAUUCACAGACAGGAUUUAGAUAUUUGCCAAAUAUCAUGGGGGAUGUUUUCUACCCAGUAUCAUCGUCUAUCACUAUGUGAAUUUUAACGCACAUGCAAUCAUGAUCCAGAUGCUGAUUAAAAGAUGUUUUCUUUCAUCAAAUCACAAGCUUAGAAGACUGUUCAGCCUUAUUGAGUUACUGUAUGUGCUGUAUGUGCGUCACAAAAGGUGUGUGAGAAGCACGUAUUUUAACAUGUAAAAGUUGUUUUAAGUGAAUGAGUGAUGUAUUGACGUUGCAUUCAAAUUAAGUAGGAACAAUUUUUGUAAAGACUCAAUGGUCCAAAGCA